AUGACCGUGCUACUCAUCCUGAUUUAUUUGGAUCUGCUUUUUGGUUCAACUGGUGAAAAUAUGGAUUUAGAUUUACACGUUGAUCGAGAAAAUUGGCUUGAUCCGAAUGAUCCUUUUUCACCAUCUUCAUUCUGCACCAAAAACACUCUUGAUCAGUUGGCCGUCUGUCAAGCGAAUUUGAAGGGAUGUGUGAAAGGUAGCAAAAAGACUGUUCAAGAAAUUUCAGUUGAAAGUCAUGUUGAAGGUCAUUAUAUUCAGGAUUCGACGCUGAAACAUAUUGUACGGAAUUUCUUACAUCGUAUGGAUGUUGACAUUGAUAAGACAAAGCGCGUUGAUCGAAUUGUAGAGGUAUAUUUAGAUGGCGACAGUUUGGCUGUUUUGAAGAAGUAUUUGAAUUCAAAGGAUGAAACAAUCACCGUGCGCGAGCAAGUUCGUGAAGUUCUGGAAAGAAUGAUUGUUCUGGCGAAUAUUGCAGCUAGGAUGUCACGUGCUGAAAAGUCAGUUGCUGAAAAAUGUAAAGCAAAUAAUUUCUUCUCCACUGCUAUCAAUAUGGUAUCGGGAUUAUUUGUCUUCAAAGGAGAAGACGAAUGUGAACAGCAUUACAAGGAUCUAUAUGUUAAUCCUAUAUAUGAAAUUUCACUCUUGGAUGUGAUUUGCGAGGUCCUGUCAAAUUUUAUAUUCACUUCUCUCGGUGUAUUUGGACGUCAUUUCAAUAUUUUUUUAAAUGAAUUUCUUCGUGAUUCUCCGCUGCACUUUAUUGUUGUGAAAACAAUAACUUUGCUUUUCCUCAUAGUUCUAUUUCUUUUUUGGCUUGGAGGCUAUCGAUUACGUACUUUCAUGGCUACGAUUGAACCAACUGAUACCACUCAUGCAAUGUCACAAAUACUGCAGACAGUCGAUCAUUGGUCUAACGAGGAAAGACCGAAAACAGACACUUCAAAAUCGACAAUUCUGCGAAUUGGUCUAAAACCAGUUCGUAAUACAGUUUCGAGUAACAGGCGCCGUUCACUGAGUACAUCUCGUUUAAGCCAGACGAAUUUAUAUGAAACCUUAGAUCGUUUGAUGAGGGCGUCAUCUUGUCUGUCCCAUCGAUAUCCUUGGAGGGAAUUGAUUGGCUCUACUGCUGUUGCUGUUGCUAAUUCGAGCCUUCAUCAUAUUACUAACACUGCUCGUUCACAACUCUGA
Brugia malayi is the source of this 1185-nucleotide messenger RNA. RefSeq lists its product as uncharacterized. The record is from RefSeq and is a predicted model, not a curated record. The transcript is spliced from 7 exons. Gene Ontology annotation, molecular function: chloride channel activity. The coding region runs from base 1 to 1185 and encodes 394 amino acids. NCBI's taxonomy places the organism in Eukaryota, Metazoa, Nematoda, Chromadorea, Rhabditida, Onchocercidae. Gene Ontology annotation, cellular component: endoplasmic reticulum; membrane.